Cyanistes caeruleus (blue tit) is the source of this 2378-nucleotide messenger RNA. RefSeq names its product lymphatic vessel endothelial hyaluronan receptor 1 (gene LYVE1). The record is from RefSeq and is a predicted model, not a curated record. NCBI's taxonomy places the organism in Eukaryota, Metazoa, Chordata, Aves, Passeriformes, Paridae. Gene Ontology annotation, cellular component: plasma membrane. Gene Ontology annotation, biological process: cell adhesion. Gene Ontology annotation, molecular function: transmembrane signaling receptor activity; hyaluronic acid binding.
AAAUUCAGUUUAACUUGUCUUGUUAAGAAGUCAUGGGGUGGAUUUGGAGGCAUCACUUCAUCCUGCCUUGAGAGUUUAUGGACUGCCUGUAUUCUGAAGCACAGAUCUUUGUCUGACAAAUAUAUUGAGCAAGGAAGUAACACCUGUGGCUGGUGGUUAUCUGACGUGUCUGCAACAAAAUGCUAAAAUGUUUCAUUUGACAGGGCAAUUACUGCAUGUAAUUCCAAAAGAAUCUUUUUUUUUUCCAGUAAAUGCUCCCAGUAAAAAUAUGGAGGCAAAAUUCUCCUUAUUUGUGCCAAAUCCUGAAUUUUCUCCUAUGCCCUUAACGCAGAUGAGAAAGAAGAGCAGGUGUAACCUGAGCUAUGCACUUGCUGGUGCAGGUGUCACGAAGACUGUGCCAGCUGUGGCUGUUUAAAAAGCUGGAUGAACUGCCUGGAAAAGUGUUAAAUUCACCUGGCCUAUCUUUUCCUGCUUCCUGCCAAACACAGUAAAUGGAACACUUGACAGUGGCUGGGGGAUGGAAGCAUCAUGACAAGCUAGGAAGAAAAAGUUCCAUUAAUUCACCCUGCAGGAUCAAGGGUAUAGGAAUUUAUCUUGAUCAGAAAGCGAAUUUCUCAGAAGCAAGUAAUGGAUGUAAACGAUUCAGUCUGCAGCUGGCAAGUAAAAAACAAGUUGAAGAGGCUCUGAAACAUGGCUUUGAAACAUGCAACUAUGGAUGGGUGAAAGAUGGAUUUGCUGUUAUUCCUCGGAUAACAUCCAACCAGAAGUGUGGUCAGGGAAAAACUGGAAUAGCACAAUGGAAUGCUGGCAAGGAUAAAAAAUUUCAUCUCUACUGCUUCAAUUCCUCAGAUGUCCAGAUUAAUUCAUGUCAACCAGACCCAGCUACAACCACAUUUCCUUCAUCAACUGCAUCAAGGGACUUAACUGAAUAUUCAGCCUCUGAUUUGACUGAGAACAUCACAGCAGUGCCCACUGUGGCUGUGACUGAGUCAGAACAAUUCCUGAAAAAGAGAUUUCGUGUCGUAUGCGUGACUGAAACCAUCUUACCAACAGAGGGGCCCACCACACCAGUGCCAGAGGAGCACUCACCCACUGACUCUCCCAGGCACACUCCCCACCUGGCCUUUAAGAAUGAUGCUGUUGUUUUUGGAGGUAUCCCCACUGCACUUCUUGUACUGGCAAUCAUCUUCUUCAUUAUUUCAGUUGUUCUAGCAGUCUGUUAUAUCAAAAAGUACAAGAAAACCUUACCAUUUUUAAACAAGAAUCAGCAAAAAGAAAAAGUUGUCACUACUGCUCUCAAAGAGACAAAAUCAAAUGAUCAAACACCUGAGAAGGAAACACAAAAUAAUGGAAAUCAGGUAGAAGAGUGUAAAACUAAGCCUGAGGCCACAGUAAAAUGUCUAGAAGCAGAAGUUUAAAGGAAAGAACGUACAGUUCUUGGUGGAAGUAUAAAAUGAAGCACACAGAACUUAGCAGUGCUUUUAAACAUAAAUGAUUGUAAAUACUCAUAUUUUCUCUAUCUUUUACAUAUGAAACCUUGUUUUUCAAUAAUUAUGUCUUUGGCAACAAGUAUUCUUGCAGAAGAACAUGGUAUCUUAUUUACUUGAAAUAAAUUCUCCAAAUCCAUAUUACAGCUCAGUUUUCAUCUUUAAUAAAGAAGCAAUUAGGAAUAUGCUAUUAACAACAAUCACUGCAUUAGCUAUUUGCAUGGAAUUCAGAUCAAUAUAUAACAAAAAGAUAUUUUUAUAUCUGGCUGGAGGAUGUCUGCUAGCCUAAUGCCUGAAAUAAAAUGCUGACACUGUAAUUCUUCCUCAUGUAGAUUAGCUUAUUUCCAUUCAGUAUUGCAUGCUGCUUUUAAAAAUGUCUGUUUACAAACAGGAGAAACAGUUCUGUUUACAAGGGAGUAAAAACUCAAAGGAUUAACCCACUGUCAUUUAAAUGCCCAAAGAAGGGUACAAAGAUGCUGACAUUUAUAUAUAUAUAUAUAUAUAUUUACAGCAAUGAAUAACAUACAUACCUUCAUUGUUUACAUAAUUUACCAUUUUAUUUAUUGAAACAAAUAUCAUUCUUCCACAUCAGAUAUUUGACAGAGGGGGAUAAAAAAACCCUUGAACAAGAGUUAUACUGGAGAUCUUUUGUGUGUAUUUAAGUGUGGCUUUCAUAAUAAAGGUCUCAGGUGUUAUGGGAUGUCUACAGCACUCCAUAAAAAAAUAAACUAUGGUGGAUAUGUUUGUCUGGACAAUUUAUUCUCAUGAAAACUGUCUCAUGGUAAAAAGAAUUCAUAUAACCUUAAUGUUACAGAAGAAAUAAGUUGUUAGAAAAUAACAACACUAGCAGUUUAUCAAAUAUUUUCCUGAAUAAAGAAUUCAGAUAACUUA